UUAAACCUUGUUUUGUACAGAGCGCAUGCACGUGUUCUUCUGUAGUUAAUAAAGUCCUCAAUCAACUUUAUACUGGUUUAAUAACAGAUAUUGGAAAAAAUAAAAUAAAAAAUAAAAUAAAAAAGCGAGCACACUCUCAUUGCUCUAUACAGGGUUCCGACUAUCAUGGAAAACCUGAAAAUAUCAUGGAAUAUUACAAAAAUAAUAAAAGUCUAGUGAAUCGUUAUUUUGUGUCUAUUUUUGUCAUUAUUGCCGUGAUCGAGGAAAUGAACUGGGCUGUCCUGUAAUUCGCCGAUCCAGUUUCAGAUGAAAAUCGUGUACACGCGCGUAUUCGCGAGACCGCGACUUCGGAAUUCUGCCAUAUGUGCGGGUCAGAUGACUCUUCCACCAGCCGUGUGUAAAGCGCGGCUCUAACAGUAGAUGGGGUUAUUUGUCAGCUGUUAUUAGUGGUGGAUCCCAGUUUAUUGUGCUUUGAGAGCCCACGCAUGAGCAAGCCCAAAAACGUCACUGUACUCUGGAAACAAGCCCAAAAAACCGCAACCCGCGACUUAAGCGGACAUGGCAAUACUGGCCUGACUCUUCAGUGAAACCCACAGCUUGAAGUCUGAGCGCUUGCCUUGCAGGUUAUCUGCUGCUGCUGCUGGACCCGCCCAGGAAACUGAAAUGAGGCCAGACAUCGGUAUGAAGGAAGCGGCGCACGAGACCUGAAGAUCUGUGCAACAUCGGUCACGGUUUUUGGCAGACGUUGUUUGCAGCGCGAGGCCCGACUGACACGCACAGUCGCAUUCGGCACAAGACGGAGUUCAAUAAACCGUGCUUAACGGGCUCAGGACGCUCUGCGGGGAUUGCGUUCUGCCUUUCUUUCUUUUUUUUUCUUUCUUUUUCUUUCUUGUCAGACAAUUACACAGACCCUUAGACUACAUGUCAGUGUCGCGCGAGUGUCAGAGAUAUAUAAACGCUCGUGCUGGAAUUUAGAGUGCACGAGGAAUUUUAUCCGGGACCACCGUUAUGGACCACGAUGACCUGGAUCCAGAGGCUUCGGAUUCCCCCGUGCACGGAAUUCACGGGGAGCACCGGCCCAGGCCCUCCUCUUACCGGGCGCUGCGCAGCGCCGUGUCCAGCCUGGCACGAAUAGAUGACUUUAUCUGCGAGAAGAUCGGCUCAGGUUUCUUCUCAGAGGUGUUCAAGGUGCAGCAUCGUAUCACAGGACAGGUGAUGGCUCUUAAGAUGAACACUAUGGCCAGUAACCGAGCCAACAUGCUGAAGGAGGUACAGCUGAUGAACCGCCUCCGACAUCCCAACAUACUCAGGUUUGUAGGAGUGUGUGUACAUGAGGGACAUCUCCAUGCUCUAACAGAGUACAUUAAUGGUGGUAACCUGGAGCAGCUGUUGAACAGUGAUGUGUUCCUCACCUGGUCUUUGAGAAUAAGCCUCAGUAUGGACAUUGCCAGAGGACUGCAGUACCUCCACAGCAAGGGCAUAUUCCACAGAGACCUCACGUCAAAGAACUGUCUGGUUUGCUGGGAGAACGGGCACUGUAGUGUGGUGGUGGGGGACUUUGGUCUGGCAGAGAAAAUUCCUGAUCACAGUAAUGAGGUAGACAAACAGACCUUGGCUGUAGUCGGCUCCCCCUACUGGAUGGCUCCGGAAGUGCUUAGAGGAGAACGCUAUGAUGAAAAGGUGGAUGUAUUUGCCUAUGGUAUCAUUCUGUGUGAGAUCAUUGGCCGGAUUCAGGCAGAUCCUGACUUCCUGCCAAGGACAGAGGACUUCGGCCUGGAUGUGGAGGCCUUUCAGCAGAUGGUGGGAGACUGUCCUCCCCAUUUCUUCAACCUCGCUGUCAUCUGCUGCAAUAUGAAUCCAGAGGGUCGGCCCUCAUUCACAGAGGUGGUCACAGAGCUGGAGAAAAGAGUGAGUGAUAAAGAGCAGCGUGAAUAUAUGGAGCCUGAUGUUCAGGACCUGUUGUCCCCAAGCACAGCAUCUUCCAGCCUAAAGCAUUCUCUAGACAAUCCUGCCGACACCCGUCUCUGUCGCAGCAAGUCAGAUAUGCUUCCCCCUCCCCUGACACAGGCCACACCAAUGCGCGUCAACCCUUUCUCCCAGCGCCAAGACCUCAAUGGGGGCCGCAUCAAGCUCUUCGACACCCCCAGCAAGUCUGUCAUUUCCCUCACCUUCACUCUCCCCCCUCCCCCUGAUCCCUGCAGCCUCGCCUCCAGUGUCAAGACCACACCCUCUUUCCAUAGACGUACCCAAUCACUGCCCUGUACACCAGAAGAUAUCCAGUCUUUAUGCAGCAGUGGUGACAAUGACAAAAACAAGAAUAAAAAAAGUAUUAUGGACACAGAUGUUUUGGAACUGAGUACAAAUCAGUCAAAUCCAGUCAAUUGCAGUAUAUUGGACAUGGGGAGGGACAGUGUACUGACCAUGAGCAAUGAGAGUAUUCUUGACUUGUCUAAUAACAGUGGGCUUGUUGAUACACCCACUGAGGGCAUUAGGCAUUCAUACCCUGAGACGGACGAUGAGGAAGAGAAUCUUGAAGUUGUAGCUGACGAUUCUGGCCUCCCGUUGUAUUUAGAGUUAAUGUCUAAUAGUUUAGAGGAGCCUAUGGACUGUACCAGCUCUCCUGAUACACCAGUUGGUGCUGUUCCUAUUUCACCCAUACUCUUCUCCAAUAGCUGGAGCUCUCCUGUCUCUAACGGACCGCCCUCUUUGCCACCAUUGUUAGACAACAACAGCACCAACCCUGUAACUCGAUCUGUAGGAUGGGGCAUUAACAGCUCCCACAGCGCCACAACCCCUCUUACUCCACCAGAACAGGAUGAGGUCAUAUCCUGUCCAGGUUGCUGCCUAGCAGGAAUGAGUUUCCCCUCCAUUUGUGUACGUGGACCUCGACAAAACCUUAACAAGAAAUUGAAUGGUGAUUCGGCGGGGAAAAGGCUUUUGUGCAAAGCGUUGCCACCCUCACCGACAGAGCCAAACAUUGCUCUGCCUGGCACUCGGACAUAAUGAUGAUGACGUGUGAUAACUGCAUGUGAUAUAGAUGAUACCUUCAAACGGAUGCUACUGCUUAAUGUGUUGUCUUAACUAAAGCUGAAAAAUGUCAUUCUAGAGUAAAAAAAUAAAAAUGCUACAGAUGAUUUGUUAGACUAUGUGGGUCAUUUGUAGCCUUCUGAUCCAACUGAAAUGCCUUAGUCCUCUGAACUUGAACACUGCCUUCCCAAUGACAUGUAUUGUCAAUAUUUUUAUUUUUUAAAUUAUUUGAAAGUUUAUGAAAAUACUUUAUGAAUGGAAAAAAAAUAGUCAGAUGUAUUAUUUUAUUAAUUACAUUA
Molecule: messenger RNA, 3326 nt
Organism: Myxocyprinus asiaticus (Chinese sucker)
Lineage: Eukaryota; Metazoa; Chordata; Actinopteri; Cypriniformes; Catostomidae
Gene: tesk1b
Product: testis associated actin remodelling kinase 1b
Exons: 11
Coding region: 1009-3003 (664 amino acids)
Biological process (GO): actin cytoskeleton organization; protein phosphorylation; positive regulation of stress fiber assembly
Cellular component (GO): nucleus; cytoplasm
Molecular function (GO): ATP binding; protein serine/threonine kinase activity
Source: RefSeq, a predicted model, not a curated record